CAUGCACAUGCACGUGUGAGCAACAACCAUUUUUGCGGGAGUUGGCGCCCUGAGCAGAGCUGCGUCUGGACCUCAGCAGCGAAGAGGCUGAGAAGCGGCAGAGUGCAGGAGUAAGCCUCCAGACAAGUUGGGGGCAUCCCUGAGCAGGUUUAGGGCCUGUGCCAGGUCUGCCCCUCUGUGCCUGGGUCCUGCCCUACGGGGAACUUGCCUCUUCCAACAGUUCUUCACACAGUAGGUGACCUCUGACCUCCACCCUCGCCCCUGGAGAAGGAUGAACACCUUACUGAAGAUCCCAGGCGUCAUCCAAGUGCUAGAUAGGAUCGUGGUGGGCUACCAUCCCACAGGCCGCCUACACAAAGCUGCCAGGGAUGGCGACUUGGAGGAAGUGAGGCGUCUCCUUGUUGGAGGGAGCUGUCAUGUCAAUGACAUAGAUAAGAAGAACAGGACCCCUCUACAUUAUGCAUGUGCCUAUGGCCAGACAGAAGUGGUGGAUUUUCUAGUAAAGAACAAAUGCGACAUUCACCUCUGUGACAGUGACAACAACACACCUCUGGUUAAGGCCAUCCAACAGCAAGAAGAAGAAUGUGCAACUAUUCUUCUAGAAAAUGGUGCCGAUGUAAAUGUUCAGGAUCCCAAUGGUGGAACUCCUCUCCACCAUGCUGUCUGUACUAACAACACAUCAGUGGCAGCAAAACUGCUUUUACAUAAGGCAAAUAUUGAAGCUCAAAACAAGGAUGGCUGCACCCCACUUUUACUUGCCCUAAAGGAAAACAAACACCGUAUGGCAGAAUUUUUAAUUAAGGCAAAAGCAAAUAUACAUGCGGUUGACAUGAGAGGAAGAACAGCCCUCAUGCUUGCAGUGAGGUAUGAAUCACCAGAUAUAACCAAUCUUCUUAUUGAAGGAGGUAUUGAUGUCUCUGUGGAAGAUGUGGAUGGAGGGACUGCAUUAUGUUAUUCUGUAGCUAGUGGCUGCAAUAUCCUAUGAUGCAGUGGAAAAUGCCUUAACUGCAGAGGAAAAUGCCUUAACUGCAGAUACUUGGGCCUGGGGCAGGAGGAUCACUUGAGCCCAGGAGUUCAAGACCAGCCUUCGCACCACCAUGGUGAAACCUCAGCUCAAAAACAAUACAAAAUGAAAACAUAAAACCAUACAAAUAACUAUA
Ictidomys tridecemlineatus (thirteen-lined ground squirrel) is the source of this 1160-nucleotide messenger RNA. RefSeq lists its product as uncharacterized. Gene Ontology annotation, molecular function: protein binding. The record is from RefSeq and is a predicted model, not a curated record. NCBI's taxonomy places the organism in Eukaryota, Metazoa, Chordata, Mammalia, Rodentia, Sciuridae.